Molecule: messenger RNA, 1688 nt
Organism: Dacryopinax primogenitus
Lineage: Eukaryota; Fungi; Basidiomycota; Dacrymycetes; Dacrymycetales; Dacrymycetaceae
Product: succinate-semialdehyde dehydrogenase
Exons: 10
Coding region: 128-1612 (494 amino acids)
Biological process (GO): GABA catabolic process
Molecular function (GO): succinate-semialdehyde dehydrogenase (NAD+) activity
Source: RefSeq, a predicted model, not a curated record
CCGGCUAGCCUACCACUCGGACCAACCACCGGGUUAGAACAGGAUGCCCAUUACUGGCCUUUCUCUGCGCCGCGUUCGCCUCCAUACACUGCUGGAAUCUCGUUGUCGAGCUAACUGGGCGACCGCAAUGACCUACGCUACCGUCGCAAAGCUGCAGCUGAAGGAUGCCAGCCUGCUCAAGCACCAGGGCUUCAUCGGUGGACAAUGGGUCGACGCCAAAGACAAGGCGGUGUUCAAAGUUCUUAACCCAGCGACGCAGGAGGAGCUCGGUGCCGUAGCGGACAUGGGCGUCGAAGAGGCGAAGCGCGCCAUCGACAUCGCAGGUGAGGCGUUCAAGACCUGGAGCAAGACGACGGGAAGGGAACGACAUGAUAUCCUCCUCAAGCUCUACAAGCUCAUGCAGGACAACGCCGAGGACCUGGCGAUGAUUCUCACUGCGGAAAAUGGCAAGACCAUUACCGAGGCCAGGGGCGAGAAUGCGUACAGCGCAUCUUUUGUCGAGUGGUUUGCGGAAGAAGCUAUCCGAACCUAUGGCCAGACGAUCCCCUCGGCUAUGAUCGGUCUACGCAAUGUGGUCGUGAAGCAGCCUGUGGGUGUAUGCUCCCUUCUCACGCCCUGGAACUUCCCUUCGGCUAUGAUCGGCCGUAAACUGGCACCUGCACUCGCUGCCGGAUGCACGGCAGUGAUCAAGCCUCCUUCCGAGACGCCCUACAGCACGCUCGCCCUUGUCGAGCUCGCAAAGCGCGCCGGCGUCCCCGAUGGGGUCAUCAACGUCGUCCCGACCGAGGUGCAUCUCAAAGAUGUCGGUAAGGAGCUGUGCGAGAACAAGACUGUCAAGAAGAUCUCGUUUACGGGCAGUACGCCGGUUGCGAAGCUGCUCAUGAGCCAGGCGGCAACUAGUCUCAAGAAGGUGUCCUUCGAGGCCGGCGGGAACGCACCUUUCAUCGUCUUCGACGAUGCGGAUAUCGAGGCAGCCGUCGAGGGCGCCAUCGCCAGCAAGUUCCGUGCCAGUGGCCAGACUUGCGUCUGCGCCAACCGCAUCUACGUGCACUCCUCCGUCUACGCCGACUUUGCUUCCCGCCUCGCUCAGAAAGUCGACGGGUUCAAGAUCGGUAACGGCAUGGAUAAGGAGACGACGCACGGACCGCUCAUCCACGAGAAGGCGAUCGAGAAAGUCCAGCGGCACGUAGACGAUGCUGUCUCCAAGGGCGCGUCGAUCCUCGUUGGGGGCAAACGGGCCGAGGGGCUCCCAGGGUUCUUCUACGAGCCUACGGUGCUUGCUGAUGUGGACCCACGCGCGCAGGUCACGGACGAGGAGACGUUCGGUCCCGUCGCAGCGCUGAUCAAGUUCGAGACGGAGGAGGAAGUGAUCCGGCUCGCGAACGAUACGGACGUCGGGCUCGCCGGGUACUUCUUCAGCCGUGACGUGGGCCGGGUGUGGAGAGUCGCUGAGGCCCUCCAGGUGGGCAUGGUUGGCGCUAACACGGGUAUGAUCUCCCAGCCUGUGAUCCCCUUUGGAGGAGUGAAGGAAUCUGGGCUGGGACGCGAGGGCGGGCCGCACGGGAUAGACGAGUACAUGAACACAAAGUUUAUCGCUUUUGGCGGCCUGUGAUCUCCCUAUCGAUAUCCUAGUACAUGGCGUACACCCCGAUAGUACAAAAUGAACCGAAAUACAGAUUAGCUUAGAC